This is a messenger RNA of Acipenser ruthenus (sterlet), 6086 nucleotides long. Its product is annotated as trafficking protein particle complex subunit 10-like. Gene Ontology annotation, cellular component: TRAPPII protein complex. Lineage: Eukaryota; Metazoa; Chordata; Actinopteri; Acipenseriformes; Acipenseridae. The transcript is spliced from 23 exons. Gene Ontology annotation, molecular function: protein binding. Bases 227 to 4009 code for a protein of 1260 amino acids. Gene Ontology annotation, biological process: intra-Golgi vesicle-mediated transport; early endosome to Golgi transport. The record is from RefSeq and is a predicted model, not a curated record.
AAAUAUGUUUUCAUCUUCCCUUUAACGGCGCCCAGCCCAUAGGAAGUCGUAAUGCUUUGCGAAUGAUAGAGGAAGUGGAUGGGUACAGAGAGAGAAAAAGAACCACUGCAAUACAGAAAUAUAUAUAUAUAUAUAUAUUACUGCAUACAUUAUCAGCUAAUAACAACAUUUAUUUCGUUGAUGUUUUAACGUUUACAUGGAGGGCUAGCAUUGACAAGCGCAGUCCAUGGAGCCCCCUGAAGAAAAGCCAAUAAUAUACACAAUGGAGAACAAACCGAUUGUAACGUGUGCUGGGGAUCAGAAUUUGUUUACUUCCCUCUACCACUCACUGGCACAGCAGCUUCCACGGGAGCCGAUGGAAUGGAGGAGGUCUUAUGGACGUCCACCAAAGAUGAUUCACCUGGAGGCCAACUUUGUCCAGUUUAAGGAAGACCUGUUACCCAAGGAAGACAAUAAGGCACUUCUGACUUUCCCUUUUCUGCAUAUAUACUGGACAGAUUGCUGUGAUACAGAGAUUUACAAGGCAACAGUGAAGGAGGACAUCAUCAGAUGGCAGAAUUUGUUAAAGACCUACAACACAGUUGACUGGCUGAUUGUGGUGGUGGAGAGUGAUGCCAAAAAGAAGAAUAAAACCAACAUUCUUCCCCGGACAUCUAUAGUGGAUAAAAUAAGGAAUGACUUUUGCAAUAAACAGAGUGACAGAUGUGUGGUUCUAUCUGAUCCUUUGAAAGACUCUUCCCGCUCUCAGGAAUCCUGGAGUGCAUUCCUAACAAAACUCAGGACGCUGCUACUCAUGUCCUUUACUAAGAACCUGGGCAAAUUUGAAGAUGACAUGCGAACACUGCGGGAAAAACGGACUGAGCCAGGCUGGAGCUUCUGUGAAUACUUCAUGGUCCAGGAAGAGCUAGCGUUUGUGUUUGAGAUGCUGCAACAAUUUGAAGAUGCCCUGGUGCAGUAUGAUGAAUUGGAUGCUCUGUUUACACAAUACGUCGUUAAUUUUGGUGCUGGAGACGGAGCCAACUGGCUGACUUCUUUCUGCCAGCCGGUGCACAGCUGGAAUGGUCUGGUGCUACGCAAGCCCAUCGAUAUGGAGAAGAGGGACCUGAUCCAGAAAAGCAAGGCCACCUUGCUGGACAUGCGCAGCUACUUGUUCUCACGGCAGUGCACCCUGCUCAUCUUCCUGCAGCGCCCCUGGGAGGUCACCCAGCGUGCCCUGGAGCUGCUCCACAACUGUGUCCAGGAGCUCCAUCUAUUAGAGGUUUUGGUGCUGCAGGGAGCGCUGGAUUGUUGGGUCUUCUUGAGCUGCCUGGAAGUGCUGCAGAGAAUAGAAGGCUGUUCUGAUCGGGCACAGUUAGAUUCAAACUCGUCACAUACAGUCGGUCUUUGGACUUAUGCUACUGAAAAGUUAAAGUCCUUGGGUUAUCUGUGUGGGCUGGCAUCAGAAAACGGACCCAAUUCUGAAGACUUAAACAGAACAGUGGAUCUCUUGGCUGGACUGGGAGCAGAACGACCAGAAACUGCCAGCAGUCUGCAAAGCCCUUAUAAAAAACUCAAAGAAGCCUUAUCUUCAGUAGAAGCCUUUGAAAAACACUACUUAGAACUCUCACAUGCUGCUAUGGAUAUGUACAGAACAAUUGGUCGACUUCGAUCAGCUCGACUUGUAGGAAAAAGCCUGGCUGAGUUUUACAUGAGAAAAGGGGAUCCUCAGAAAGCAGAAGGCUUCCUUCAAGAGGCCCUCAAAACCUAUCUGGCUGAGGGCUGGGCUCUGCCUGUCACCCACACCAGGAAGCAGUUAGCUGAGUGUCAGAAGCAGCUUGGGCAGACGGAAAAUUAUCUUCAGACAAGUAGCCUUUUAGCCAGUGAUAUCAAUCUCCCAGAAGAGGAGAGGAAACACUUCUGUCAGGAGAUCCUGAAUAUUGCUAACCAGCAAACUGAUAACCAAAUACAAAAGGUGGUUUUGGGGAUGAGCUCAUUUGCACAACUAAGGCAGCUGCACUUCGAACCUUGCUCAGCUGUGGUCCAUGUAGGUGGCUCCUUGACCAUUGAGCUGAGCCUCCACAGCCAUAUGCCAAUCCCUGUGCAGCUGGAGCAAGUGGCAGCCAGCGUGCACUUCAGCAUUGAGAAAAACAGCUUCAACAAGGCAGUAGAGUGCCUGAGCAAACAAUGGGUAAUGGCAGGUGGGAACAACGGCAUUAUUCACAUUCAAACCGACCCUCCUGCUGGUCGCCCUCCACGAGUCAGUCCGCCCUCACUGGAACUGUAUGAGAUGCAUGACAAGAGCCCCUCGGACAACUCGCUCAACUCCACCGGUGUCAUCUGCAAGAAUGUGCACCUGCUGCUGCGCCACCAGGAGAGUGGUUCCUCCACAGAGACGCAAUCUGGAGUUCCAUUGGAAGACAGCGCACAGGUCCUCAAAACAACUGAUGUAUUGCUAGAGCCAGGUUUUAACAAGAUUGUAUUUACUGCGCCGGCCCACGAGCCAGGGACGUACACCCUUCGUCAGCUGUGUGCAACAGUGGGAAGCGUACAGUUUGUUCUCCCCCACAUCUACCCCAUUGUGCAGUAUGAGGUCUAUUCUCAAGAGCCCCAACUCAAGGUUGAGCCACUGACAGACAUUCUUUUGGCAGGGAUUGCCCAAAAGGUGAAGUUUACAAUAAUUACUGGGCACUAUGCAAUAAAGAAUGGGGAUGUACUACAGCUAAGCAAUAUUGAUGCAAUGCCUAUCCUGUAUUCUCCUGGGAGUACUGCAACAAUAUUAUCCAACACGGGAGAAAAAGUUGAGGAAAGUGUAUUGAUGAUCCAGUCAUCCGAGAAGGUUACCAGCAUUAUGUUGCCACUUUCUCCUGCUUAUCAUGUCAUUGAGUUUGAACUGGAAGUAAUUUGCCACAUCCUCUCCACCCUCUCAAAACCAUUUGACAAUGAGAGGCUGACCAAUGGGGAGCUCCACUGGAAAACCAAAGAGAAUCAGAAGCCAGACUCCUGCCUGGCCGCCAUCACUCAAAAGAUGUCUAUUGACUGCCCAUGGUCUAUUUAUUCUACAAUUAUUGCCUUGACGUUCUACAACCCCUUUAAAGCUGCUCAGUCCUUGCUAUCUGCUGGAAAGAGGAAAUACAUACAGGUGUGCCUGCAGAAUAUGUCAGAAGUAAGCUUUCAUUUGUUAGACCACAACCUGACAGAAAGCUUGAAGUGCCCAAACAUUGAGCUGGUGUCUAUGAAUGUUAAAACUCGUCAGCAUGUCUACAGAAAGCAGUCAGUAUUCUGCCUGUGGGAAAUUAAGUGGACCAAAGAACUUCCUUCCAGUCUGCAGUGUCGGUUUUCUGUCAACUUCUCUCCUGCAAUCAGUGAAGAGGAAUUCCCGUCUUUUAAACCCUACGCCUAUGAAUUUCAGCUGGAAAACAUUGUUACUCUGUAUAACGUAAAAGCAGAGAUCUACCCAGUGCUGGGAGCAGAGCACUGCAGAACUGGCUCCCUCUGCUCUCUAGAUGUUUCUAUCACACGGCUUUCUGACCUCACAGAAGCAGAUCAGGAUGAAUCUGUGACAGAAUCUGAUGGGCUGUGCACAACCAAGCUCAUGUACGAAGUGGUGGACAACAGCAGUAACUGGGCAUUGUGUGGAAAGAGCUCGGGGGUCAUCUCAAUGCCUGUGGCAGCUCGGGCCUCGCACAAGGUCCACAUGGAGGUGAUGCCACUGUUCGCUGGAAACCUGCCUUUCCCUAAUGUGAAGGUCUCCAAGUACCUUCCUCACCACUCAACCCACUCCACACAACCGGACAUUGACAGCUGGCUUGAGAAUGACCUUUCAGUUGACAAGGCACUGGACGAACAGGCAGACAGCAGUAGCAUCCGAAGCCGAACCAGCGCACACUCCACCAGCAAUGAACACAAGGGGUUGUCCAUGCCUCGUCUGCAAUCCUUCAGCCCCGGCCAGGUCUUCAACUGCAGCACUGGCAUGCAAGUCCUUGUUGUACCCAGCAAGGACGACCAUGUCCUGGAAGUUAAUGUUACAUGACAACUGUUGCUUUCACAUUGAUAAAACAGGCUCUGGUAUGGUUGCAUUUGACUGGAUGGUAACACAUGCACUUAGCCUACUUACCUGACUGAGCGUUUGGGCAAAUACUGCUGUAAUUCUUUUUUUAAUUGUCACCUGCCCAGCCCACUUGUUUUGUUUUGUUUUGUUUUGUUUUGUUUUGUUUUGUUUUGUUUGUUUUUUAAACCAUUCACAGAAUGUACAACAAACUUAAAAACCAGUGUUCAUAUGUAUAUGUUGACAGGGAAAGCAGCUUGACCUAGUGCUUGGAGCAGUGGAUCCAUAGUUCGAUUUUCAAGCACUAUUUUGAUUCACUUUGUGACUCACUUGGGCUUGUUAGUUGAUCCUCAUGCAGGCUAACUAACUCCAAAGAUGUUACUUCACUGCAAUGCUGUCGAAAAAAAUAAAUAUCCCAGAUCCUAUAGGUACAUAUACACAACAACAAAAGUGUGGAAGCUGCCUUUUUGUUGUUAUGCUAGUGUCAGCGGUGUUGGCUGGGUAACCCUGCAGAGCCUGUUAACUCAAUGUCUGAUUUUCUUCUCUACAUGCGUAGUGUAUGUACUCCUGUUUGAAUUCUACAAUCCCAGAAGUAUGUGGUGGAAAAUGUCCUGGCCCUGCUGCACCCACAGCAGAUUAUUUGUAUCAGGCUUCUGGACUGAAAUCAGACCCAUACUAAACCUGGAACCCUCCCAUUGUUGUCUUUUCUCUUCUAGUAGAAUAUACAUUAAAUCAGUAAAACCUUAUUUCUGGUUGAAUAACUCCUGAUAGGUCAUUGCAGAUGGUAGAAGGUAGUUACAGAAAAGUAUGUAUUAAUAGACUAAAAUAUAAGAAUUAAUACUCUACACUAUUAUAACUAUUUUUAGUUAUAUUUGAUUAUUACAAAGAGCGUUGCCAACAUUCAUAGUAUUAUCCUGCUGGAACUUCCUCACUGCAGUCAGCUUAAUUUUAUUCCAAGGUGCAGAAGAAACAUACAUUCUUUUGAAGAAGUAACUCCGUCUUCCAUACUGCUGAGAGAUUUAAAAAGAAAGGGUCUUGUCCUAUUAACAUGUGAAGAUCAGCUGUAGGGUUAGUGAUUUUUAGUACACAGCUUCACCUGCUGGGAUCAUGGUAGUUACUGCUUAAUAUUUGACAGUUAAUACAUUAUUAUUUAAAGGCUGGCUGAUACAGCUACAGUCUUUCUGAAUUGUGACACGGCUGGAACAUAGCUGUAUUUUUUUCACGGUUAUCACUGAUUUCACGAUUUCCAUGAAAUGUACCCAUUGUCGUGUAAUAUGUAGUUGUAAUAAUUCCCAUUUCUGAAAGAAUAGUAUAAAUAUAUGUAUUUUUUAUCACUUAAAAUAAAUAUAGCAAACAUUUACCUUAUUGAUACUACCUGUUACAUGAACCUGGCAGCUGGUUUAGUGUGCUUUCGGUAAAUGAUUGAACACACUGCAUAGUGCUGCACGAUUUCUUUCAACGAAAAAGACACCAGCUGCAUUAAAAAUUGGAAAUAUUUCUGCUAAAGAUCGUUUUGUCCAAUACAAGAAGGGGACAUUUCAUGUGCCUGUUGUUAUAUUACAUUUAUUUAUGUUUUUAUUUUGUUUGAUAAUUCACUGAGGUGACAAUAGAAUGUCUUUAAAAGGGGGACUUAAAAACUAAAUAUUCUACAAUUUAGCACGCCCUGUUUUUCAGGUAAGCAUUUACAACUCUAAUUUUUGACAUUAAUAAAUGUUAUGUUUAAUCAUGAAAUAUCUUGAAUUUUUAGGCUGUGAAAUAAGCAUUUUUUUACCGUGAAAAAAAUUCAGCUCUAUUAAUGGGGAUUGAGUAGUUGUGUGGAUAUAGGUACUAUACUGGGCUUCUUGUUCAUAUCUGACUGAUUGAAUAAUGUGCUUCUGCCAAAAUCACAAUCCUACCUUAUUUCAGGUUUGUCCUAUCUCAGUUAAAUCUAAAGUUCCUUCCAUGGAUGAUGUAAAAGGUAGAAAUAUCAAAAUGUACAAAACUACUUUGAAACACCUCUGAAAGAACAAGCAGAUUUGUAUUAUUUUAGGUUGACUAAUGAAUAAAAGUAAUUUAAAAAUGG